This is a messenger RNA of Triticum aestivum (bread wheat), 829 nucleotides long. RefSeq lists its product as uncharacterized. The transcript has 2 exons. NCBI's taxonomy places the organism in Eukaryota, Viridiplantae, Streptophyta, Magnoliopsida, Poales, Poaceae. The record is from RefSeq and is a predicted model, not a curated record. Bases 112 to 612 code for a protein of 166 amino acids.
UCUCCUCCUCGCCGCCGCCCCCUCAUCUUAUCCCUCAUCCUCGAUCCCCUCCACUAUCCCUCCUCCGCACCCUCACCGUCCCUGCGAUGCCUCCUUCCUCCACCUCCCCACAUGCACCUUCUCUCUUCCCCAGAAUUUCCUAAGCUUCCUCCACUCCAAUGGCACACAUCCCCCAUCCCUCGUACUAGGUGCAGUGGCAACGACAUCCUGGGGGCGCGUAGAUCUAGAACGGAACAGAACCCCGACGUCGGCCUUGUUGAACCGGAGCGGCCGUGCGGUGGUCGACGAUCUACUGCGACGGCUGGAAGCAGCAGCAAACCCUCGUCGCCACUAGUUACCAGCGCGGCUCCCACCUGUCCUGCUGGCUUCCUCGACGUCGUGGCCUCGUACUCCUCCGCGACCCCCGUCCAGGUUCUUUUGCCGGCUCUGACUAAUGCUGUGGUCGUGGAUCCCUGUAGAGGAAAGGUUGCUCGCGUCCCUCUCUCUGAUGUACGGACGCGCGCGUCCCUUUGGCUGUCGGUGGCAAGCAGCCAACAUAGAGCAGCACAGCAGGAACGGCGGCCGUGCAUCUACCUCGAACUCCACCAAACACCAGCCACCAUAGGUAGCUGAGAUAGAACAGAAGACAGUUGGGUUUGGUUUAGAUGGGUUACUCCACUUGGAUAGGAACAAUGAUACUACUGCGAACACGAUUACAUAUUAUGUUUAUCUAAAUGUCCAGUGUGACUGAUUUGUAAUUUUAAUGUUAUUGUGAUCCUUAUUUUGUAGUUGUGAAUUUGUAAUUGUGCACUACAGUAUUGUUUCUAGUUUAAUAGAGAUUCUUUACUUA